This is a messenger RNA of Schistocerca gregaria, 458 nucleotides long. Its product is annotated as peritrophin-1-like. Lineage: Eukaryota; Metazoa; Arthropoda; Insecta; Orthoptera; Acrididae. The record is from RefSeq and is a predicted model, not a curated record. Bases 51 to 284 code for a protein of 77 amino acids. Gene Ontology annotation, molecular function: chitin binding. Gene Ontology annotation, cellular component: extracellular region. The transcript has 2 exons.
GGCAUCAGUCCAGUUUGUUUUCAACCUACUCGACGAUUACUACAAUCACCAUGAAAGUGUUGGCAGGCCUUCUGGUAGUGAGUGUGUUGGCAGCAGUGGCCACGGCGACCACGCCCACGUGUCCCGAGGACAACGGCGCCACGCCCGUCUACUUUCCAGACGACACGGACACCCACGGCUACUGGGAGUGCAGCAACGGCAAAGCCGUCCACAUGGUGUGCCCCGACGGACUCGUCUGGAACUCCAAUAUCAACGCCUGCGACUGGCCGGCCUCCAGGAAAUAGAUGUGCACUUGUCCCAUCGAAAGACAAUAGACCUGACCCAUUCACCCCCUCGCUACAACAAGACUUUUUCUCUAAAAUUGACGUUUCGUCCUAGAUCUUCUGUUUAUGGUAAACGUCCCUGUAAAAUUUUAUGUUACAUUAAUUCAACUAAAAUAAACUUACAUAAGUAAAUAA